AUGGUACAACGCGUGACUUACAGAAGGCGCUUUGUAAAGACUCCUGGGGCAAGAUUAGUUAUUAGCUAUUUAAAAAAGAAAGGCUCCGUACCAAAGUGUGGUGAUUGUGGAUCUCAACUUGCCGGUUUGAAAGCAUCACGUCCAUAUGCCUUGAAGAGACUUAGUAGAAGACACAAAACAGUGACUCGCGCCUACGGAGGCUCCCGCUGUGGCAAAUGUGUUCGUCAGCGCAUCGUUCGCGCUUUUUUAAUAGAAGAAAGGGACAUUGCGAAACGAUUAUUAAAAAGUGCUCAUAAAAAAUAA
Molecule: messenger RNA, 303 nt
Organism: Zophobas morio
Lineage: Eukaryota; Metazoa; Arthropoda; Insecta; Coleoptera; Tenebrionidae
Product: large ribosomal subunit protein eL34-like
Exons: 2
Coding region: 1-303 (100 amino acids)
Biological process (GO): translation
Cellular component (GO): cytosolic large ribosomal subunit; ribosome
Molecular function (GO): structural constituent of ribosome
Source: RefSeq, a predicted model, not a curated record